Molecule: messenger RNA, 1736 nt
Organism: Centruroides sculpturatus (bark scorpion)
Lineage: Eukaryota; Metazoa; Arthropoda; Arachnida; Scorpiones; Buthidae
Gene: Ifrd1
Product: interferon-related developmental regulator 1-like
Exons: 11
Coding region: 16-1143 (375 amino acids)
Source: RefSeq, a predicted model, not a curated record
UGCAUUGUCUAUAGGAUGGCUUUAAAUUAUGUUAUGCAAUGUGGGAAUUUUCAUCCAAAAAUUGAAACUAAUCUAUUAAAUAGUGAAGAAGAAUCUAAUAUUGAUAAUGCAAGUGUUAUAAGUGUAGCAUCAGAUUCUCGAUAUGGUAGUGAUGAUGGAACAUGGGGUGAGCCAGAAAUUGAAGAAAGUCCUAUAUAUGAUGACUUUGAAGAGAAACUGAAAGAAGCAAUAGAUGGUACUAAUCAAAAAAGUGCUAAAGGCAGACAGGUGUGCCUAGAAGCUGUUAGAAAAGCAUUAUCUACAAGAUAUAUGUGUGAUUUUAUUGUAGAAAGGAAAAUCACAGUUUGUGACAUGCUUGAGAGAAGCUUAAAACGAGGAAAGGGAGAUGAACAAGGUAGUGCUGCUCUUUUAACAGCUAGCAUUUGUAUCCAAUUAGGAGUUGGAAGUGAUAGUGAAGAAAUAUUUUUGGAAUUACAACCUUACCUUGUUAAAGUAUUGCUUGAUCCUACAGCACUUCCUGAAACACGCCAGAAAUGUGCCACUGCUUUGGGUGUCUGCUGUUUUAUUACUGAUGUUGGAGGAGAUAUUGUUUUUACUUUCAGUCAUUUAAAACGAUUGCCUGAAUUACUAGAAAGUUCAGACUUAGAAUUAAGAAUAGCUGCUGGAGAAUGUAUUGCUAUAUUUUAUGAAUUAAUAAGAGAAUAUAAAAAUGAUUAUGAAGGUGAAAAUAUAACUGAUUUGUGUAAUAAGCUUCAUGAUUUAGCUACAGACUGUCAUAAAUCUAGGGCUAAAAAGGACCGUAGACAGCAACGUUCCAGUUUUCGAGAUAUAUUGAAAGCAGUUGAGAAUGGUGAAACUCCAGAUAUAAGAAUAAAAUUUGGAAGAGAAACAUUAUAUAUUGAUAGUUGGUGUAGGAAACAUCAAUAUGAUGCCUUUUGUCAAUUAUUGGGAUCCGGCAUGAAUCUUCAUCUUUCUGUUAAUGAAUUGAUGCGUGAUAUUUUUGAACUGGGACCACUUAUAGAUACUGGGCUUACACCAAAAAUUAGUAAAAUGGAACGAAAUGUUGCAAAUGCAGCUGCAUGCAAAGCUAGAACAAGGACUCGUGGAAAAUUAAGAGAUAAAAGAGCUGAUGUUAUACGUUGAUGAUAAUUUAGAUAAAUUAAGAUGAAUAAUUAACUUUGUUAUAAUAGAUUGGUUUUAACUUUUGCAGUUAUGACAAUUUUUCAUUAUUUUAAUGUUUACAAUUUCUUGAUAAAUUUAAUAUACUGUUGAAAAAUACAUCGACAGUGCAAUAUAAUGAUUAUAAAAUUGUAAAAAGUAUUUAAAGAUUCUUAUAUAGACAUUUUUUGAAGUCUUAUUACAGAAUAUGUGAUUAAUUAUAAAUAAUUAAAAUAAAUAUGAUUGUUUUUAUUUUUUUAAAUCAGUCCAUAUUUACAUUGUAAUGACAACUUGUUUAAUAGGCUAAAUGUAAUAAUGUUUAAAAUUAUAAAAUUAUUUUCUCACUGCACUGUCAAUGCCACAAAAUGGUGUUAUAUUCUUAUGUAUAUUUAAGAAAAUGUGAUUCCAACUUAUAAUAAACUUAUGUAAUUAAAUUUGUAAAUUUGGUAUAUUUUGAAAUUGAUAACGGAUAAAAAUUGUGCUUCCUAAUUUUUAUGUAUCAUAUAAAUUUAAAUAAUUAUAUUGUAUGUAUUUUAAGUUAUGAGAAAUUUAAUAGGUAAAAGAAAUUGUAUUUAUUU